Haplochromis burtoni (Burton's mouthbrooder) is the source of this 3892-nucleotide messenger RNA. RefSeq names its product sorting nexin 13 (gene snx13). Lineage: Eukaryota; Metazoa; Chordata; Actinopteri; Cichliformes; Cichlidae. Gene Ontology annotation, cellular component: early endosome. Gene Ontology annotation, molecular function: phosphatidylinositol binding. The transcript is spliced from 25 exons. Gene Ontology annotation, biological process: positive regulation of GTPase activity. The record is from RefSeq and is a predicted model, not a curated record. Bases 265 to 3189 code for a protein of 974 amino acids.
UAUCUCCCGCGAAAAAGUCUCGCGCGUGUUGGUACAGUAGUUUGUGGCUGACAUAGCUAGUUAGCUUGGAGCAGCUAGCGCCUAGCCCCGCAGGUAAACACGGGAGCCGGGAGAGAGGACUGUUCGCUGCCGCUGUGUUUUCACAAAGCAUGUCAGCUAGAAGUGGCAGUCAGCGCGGGAUUACACCGUUAACGCUAAGUUAAUACGACGGGCUUAGGAUAUCCGCACUGUCAACACUGCGCUGGAAUUAGCUCGACACAGGCAAUGUCGGUAGUCUGCGUUUAUAUUAUGAAUGAAGAUACUCACAAACGAAUUUCUACAUUACAACGAAUACAGGCCAGUCUGUCCAUCUGGGGAUGGGGGGGUCUUGGAGUUGUGCUGUUCCUCGUCACUUUUGGACCCUUUGCCAUAUUCUACCUGGCCUUUUAUAUCUUCUGCUUCAUUGGAGGGGGCUUUGCGGUCACUUUGCUUUAUGGAAAGAUUAACUCGGAGAAACACCUGGAAAAGUGCGAGCACUCGUACUUACCACCCACACAAAUUGGUAUACUGAAGACGUUGGAUGAGAUGAAGCUGGAGAUGAAGCCUAUAAAAAUUGACAGAAGACUCACAGGCUCGAGUUUCAUAGAUGAACCACUACAGCAGGUGAUCCAGUUUGCACUGAGAGACUACAUCCAAUACUGGUACUACACCCUGAGUGAAGAUGAGUCCUUCUUACUAGAGAUCAGACAGACGCUGCAAAAUGCCCUUGUCCAGUUCUCCACACGGUCCAAAGAGGUGGACUGGCAGCCUUACUUCACCACUCGCCUGGUGGACGACUUUGCCACACAUUUACGUGUUUUCAGAAAAGCCCAGGAUCGCCUCGGUGACAGAGAAGACAAACUAAGGGACAUAACAGAUGAUCUGAUGGAGUCUUUCUUUGAGGCUGAGGUGGAGAUGGAAAGGAAGAUUUGUCGAGAUGUUGUGUGCACCUCACACAAAGAUGAAGAAGGGUUUCUUCGGGACUUGUGUGAAUUGCUUCUGUACCUGUUACUACCUCCUGGAGACUUCCACAAUAAGAAUAUGAGAUACUUCCUAAGGGAGGUGCUAGCGCGUGGUGUGCUGCUUCCUUUGAUCAACCAGCUGAGUGACCCAGACUACAUCAACCAGUUUGUCAUAUGGAUGAUCCGGGAUAACAGCUGUAACUAUGAAGCCUUCAUGAACAUCCUGAAGUUAACAGAUAAGCCUGCUGAGCUGGAGGCCGUUAGAGACAAGGUGCUGGAGGAGCUGCAGUUUCUCCGCUCCCUGGACACUGCUGGAGACGACAUCAACGUGAUCAAGAACCAGAUCAACAGUCUUCUGUUUGUGAAGAAGGUGUGUGAGACCAGGAUCCAGAGACUGCAGUCUGGCAAGGAGGUUGAUGCCUUUAAGCUGGCAGCCAACUUUGGAAAGCUGUGUGUCAUCCCGCUGGAUCACAUCCUCGUCCACAACAUAGCCCUGCAGUUCUUCAUGGACUUCAUGCAGGCAGCGGGGGCCCAGGCCGAGCUGUUCUUCUGGCUCACAGUGGAGGGAUACAGGGUGACGGCGCAGCAGCAGCUGGAGGCCAUGCAGAGCUGGCAGAAGGACGGCAAGAAGCAGCCUAGUGACACUAAAGGGCUGCUGAAGGCAGCUGCACUGGGUGUCUAUGAACAAUACCUCUCUGACAAGGCGUCCCCCAGGGUGCAGGUGGACGAGGCAUCACUAACAAGGCUUGGGGAGAAGCUACGGAAAGACGACCCCACGCCAGAGAUAUUUGAUGAAAUCCAGAGAAAGGUGUAUGACAUGAUGCUACGCGAUGAGCGGUAUUACCCGUCCUUCAAGCAGAGCCCUCUCUAUGUCCGCAUGCUUGCAGAGCUGGACAUGUUGAAAGAGCCAAGCUACCGAGGGUCUGACGAUGGUGAUGGAGAGUCCUUUAAUGGUUCUCCAACAGGAAGCAUAAACCUAUCUUUGGAUGACUUGCCCAAUUCCUGCCAUGAUGAAUCUAUGCACCUUCAUGCCUUCAUCUCUGACACAGGGGUGUGCAAUGACCACGGUAAGACCUACGCACUGUACACCAUCACUGUGGUUAGACGCAACCAAGAUGGCAGUGAGGAUGCCUGGAAGACCUACCGCCGCUACUCAGACUUCCAUGACUUCCAUAUGAGAAUCACUGAACAGUUUGAGAACCUGGCAUCAAUCCUCAAGCUGCCAGGAAAGAAGACCUUCAAUAACAUGGACAGAGACUUCUUGGAGAAGAGAAAAAAAGACCUCAAUGCUUACCUACAGUUGCUGCUGAACCCAGAGAUGGUGAAGGCCUGCCCAACUCUGAUCCCUUACGUGUAUGACUUCCUAGAGAACAAGGCCUAUAGCAAGGGCAAAGGAGAGUUUGCACGGAAGAUAGACACAUUUGUGAACCCUCUGCGGAGCUCCAUGAGAAACGUGUCCAAUGCAGUAAAAGCCUUCCCAGACAGUUUAGCAGAGGGAGUGACCAAAGUCUCCGAUAACAUGGGCCGCAUGUCAGAAAAACUGGGUCAGGAUAUCAAACAAUCCAUACUGAAGGUGCCUCCAAUCCUCCCCAAGUCUGAAAUCGACCCUGAGCACUGUCGAGUCUCUGCUCAGCUCGAUGACAAUGUGGAUGAUAAUAUCCCACUCCGGGUAAUGCUGCUGCUGAUGGACGAGGUGUUUGAUCUCAAAGAGAAGAACCAGUGGCUGCGCAGGAAUAUUAAGAACCUUCUGCAGCAACUCAUCAGGGCCACAUAUGGGGACACAAUCAACAGGAAAAUCGUAGAUCAUGUGGACUACCUGACGUCACCAGAGCAGGUGGCAGAUUACGUCAAGAGGUUCAGGGAUUCCUACUGGCCCAAUGGUAUUCUAGCUGAGACCCCGCCCCGCCGGGACAAGAACAUCCGCAUGAGGACACGAGUAGCUGCCAAAACCAGCCUUCUGGGAAUCAUGCCAGAUGAGCUGAAGCACAUCAUCGGAGCCGAUACCACGAGGAAGGGCAUCCUCCGCGUCUUUGACAUGUUUCAGUACCAACCCAUGAACCGUCGCCUAGUCUACGUUUUCCUGGAGGGCUUCCUGGAGACCAUGUUCCCUCAGUACAAAUUCCCCGAGCUCUUUGUCAAGCUGCACUCCCGUUCGCCACGCAUCCAUAGAUACAACCAGAAACUGAAAUCCACCUCCCUCAAGAGGUGACAGGAGAGGACAGAGGCAGCAGGACAAGGGCCGAUAAGAUACACAGACUUGAGAGCUGAGGAUGUGAGUGGCAGUGGUGGGGAUUGAUAUGACUGUUGUUGAGGGGGGUGUGUGUGUGUGAGAGAGAGAGAGAGAGAGAGAGAGAGAGAGAGAGAGAGAGAGAGAGAGAGAGAGAGAAUUCUGCCCUUCCUCUUCCCUCACACAUUGCUGAAGGUAAAAUCACUCUAUUUUAUCUGGCUGAUUAUUUCUGUCAAGACAGAAACGAAGGAUGUGUAACACUUGGACACACGUGCAAACACAAAUCUCAUAAUUUGCACCAAGACUGAACUUGGCUGUGUUUUCUUUUUAGUUCCCCUGCUCCAUUUGAGACUUUUUUUGUUGUUGUUGUGUUGAGCGUCAUUCUGGGCCAGCUGAUGCUGCUUUAUCAUGGUCCAGAGAGCCCAACCACAGGUAUCGUUGUUUUUAAACUGCAGGACUCAAUAGCAUUAGACCCACACCUUGCCUUACCUUCCUGCUUCUAUCUGUUGGCCAGUGCACCACGUCAGCGAAGUGGCCGCACAGCUGUAAUCAAACCCACCCUCAUGCUGUAGACAUCUAAGCUGCAAAAAUCACUUGCAAACUGUGUUUUCGCAACCAAAAAACGUCGAUUGCACUGGGUUUAAGAGCCACUGUUUUUAAAAUGUGACAAAUAUCUUUUUUUUUU